This is a messenger RNA of Gekko japonicus, 297 nucleotides long. NCBI's taxonomy places the organism in Eukaryota, Metazoa, Chordata, Lepidosauria, Squamata, Gekkonidae. The record is from the annotation of a RefSeq genome assembly.
AUGACCGUUGUCCAUUUUACUACCGCAGGCACAUUUAUACUAAGCAUCACCGGCUUAGCGCUACACCGCACACAUCUUGUCUCUGCCUUACUAUGCAUCGAAGGCAUAAUACUAGCACUAUUCUCAGCACUGGCGGUUAGCUAUCAAACACCAAUCCACACCAACACGUCAUUACAACCAAUCAUUAUACUCGCACUUGCCGCAUGCGGAGCGGGCGCAGGACUAAGUCUACUUGUGGCAUCUACACGAACCCACGCUUCUGACCACCUUCACAACCUUAGCCUACUAAAAUGUUAA